AUGUCCUCUCCCCAGCAACGUCUCAGCCAGGUGGCUUCUCACUUCGGUCCCGGAGGCAAGAAAGGCGCUGCAGCCCUCACGGAGAAGAACCCCGAUGAUAUUGUUGUGACAUGUGCUCUGCGGACGGCUCUCACCAAGGGUGGAAAGGGCGGCUUCAAGGAUACCGCUGCCGCCGACCUGCUGGCAGGUGUUUUCAGGGCAGUGAUCGACCGGAGUAACAUCGACCCCAGCGUCGUUGAAGACAUCGCUGUUGGAUCGGUUCUGCCCCCUGGUGGUGGCGCUACUGAGUUCCGUGCGGCUGCGCUCGUCGCUGGAUUCCCUGAGACCGCGGCUGUGAAGAGCUUGAACCGUCAGUGUUCCAGUGGGCUUCAGGCUAUCGUUGACAUUGCCAACGCUAUUCGAUCCGGUAUGAUUGAGGUUGGUAUUGGUGCUGGCGUUGAGAGCAUGUCCUCGCAGUAUGGUCCCGGCGCCGUGACCGAAUUCUCCGAGCUGCUGGAGAGCCACCCGGAGUCCGCCAACUGCAAGGUGCCCAUGGGUGUCCUGUCGGAGCAGAUGGCCAAGGACCGGAAGAUCACGCGUGCGGCGCAGGACGCCUUUGCUGCCUCCUCCUACCAGAAGGCGGUCAAGGCGCAGAAGGCCGGGCUCUUCAACGAGGAGAUUGUCCCCCUGCAGGUGAAGUGGACCGACCCCAAGACCAACGAGGAGAAGACCAUCACCGUCAAGGCCGACGACGGGAUCCGCGACGGCAUCACCGCCGAGUCGCUGGGCAAGAUCCGGCCCGCCUUCGCCAAGGACGGCUCCAUCCACGCCGGCAACGCCUCGCAGAUCUCCGACGGCGCCGCCGCCGUGCUGCUGAUGAAGCGGUCCACCGCCGAGCGUCUCGGCCAGAAGAUCAUCGGCAAGUACGUCACCGGCAGCGUCGUGGGUGUGAAGCCCCUGCUCAUGGGCAUCGGCCCGUGGAAGGCGAUCCCCGUGGCGCUGGAGAAGGCGGGCAUCACCAAGGACGACGUCGACAUCUACGAGAUCAACGAGGCCUUCGCUUCGCAGUGCGUGUGGUGCGUCAACGAGCUGGGGCUGCCGCAGGAGAAGAUCAACCCCAAGGGUGGCGCAAUCGCUUUCGGUCACCCGCUCGGCUGCACUGGAUCCCGGCAAGUCAGCACGCUUCUGACGGAGCUGAAGCGGACCAACAAGAAGAUCGGUGUCACCAGCAUGUGUGUUGGUACGGGUAUGGGUAUGGCCGCCGUGUGGGUGGCGGAAUAA
Molecule: messenger RNA, 1260 nt
Organism: Aspergillus aculeatus ATCC 16872
Lineage: Eukaryota; Fungi; Ascomycota; Eurotiomycetes; Eurotiales; Aspergillaceae
Product: 3-ketoacyl-coA thiolase peroxisomal A precursor
Exons: 3
Coding region: 1-1260 (419 amino acids)
Biological process (GO): phenylacetate catabolic process; fatty acid beta-oxidation
Cellular component (GO): peroxisome
Molecular function (GO): acetyl-CoA C-acyltransferase activity
Source: RefSeq, a predicted model, not a curated record